AUGUCUAUCACAGAUCACAGUGCCACCACCGGAGUGGUGACUGUCAUCGUUACCCUGAUCGCUAUUGCAGCUCUGGGAGCCCUGAUCCUGGGCUGCUGGUGCUACCUGCGGCUGCAGAAGCUCAGCCAGUCUGAGGAUGAGGAAAGCAUUGUGGGUGAGGGAGAAACCAAAGAGCCCUUUCUGCUGGUGCAGUACUCUGCUAAAGGACCCUGUGUGGAGAGGAAAGCAAAGCUGACUCCAAAUGGCCCAGAAGUACACAGCUAACUCGGAGCAACAUGUGCAGAUGGACCACGUUUGUGACGUGUAACCAGCAGAAGCAUCUCAAUACUGCGAAGAACCUGGUCACAUGCACACUACUCAUCAGAAAACACCCUGAUGCAAAUUAAAUAAGCUUUGUUUGCAACUGCAUGCACUGAGAAGUUGCAUCGACUGUGUAUCCUAAUUCCUCUGUGGCAGGAGCUGAGUCGCCUGUAAUGUCCAUUGCCGGCAAUGGGCACAGGGAUACACUGGUGUGAAGAGACUACUACUGGUUUUUGUUACUUGAAUGUUUAGCUGAGCCUAUUUUGAUGGAGCUACUACUGUAAUGUGAACUACUUUCCAACUGUGAACUGUAAAUAGGCUGCCAGAAACUUCUUGCUUUGUAUUCUGUAGCAUAUGGGAAUAUGAUGUGACUGUAUAUAAUACCACAGGCGGUUUCCUGAUCCACUACCAUGGAUGGGACUCCAGACCUUCAAAACCAAACCUGCAGUUAAAGCUUGCUUCUGCUACUAGAUGAGUGUGCAGUCAUAAAGUCAGAACUCCUCCUUUGAACGGUGUAUUGGACUGAUGCAGAGUACUUCAUUUGAAAAGAAGGGAUAAAGCCUUCAGUACUGUGCUGAAGGGGGAAACACAGGAGCUACAAGAAAGGAAGAGUUCCUUUAGCUGCAGCUGUGUUGGUUAAGCUUUUGGCUGCUACUGCAAGGAAACUGCCAUUUUGAUGGGUUCCAGCCUGGGAGCUUAUGAUGGAUACUGAACCCUCAGGGAAAGUCCAGAAGGUUUCCAGGUGUUUGAAAUGGCAGUAGAGCAGGCUUCUCUCUUCCGUAGGUCUCUGUGCUGAAACUGCAGAAGUGGUUGCUUAGCAAAGCUGGCUUAAGUGCAACUAGUAUGAAUUCUUCCCAGAAACCUGGUUUGUGUACUUAGGGUGUAGGUUAAUAGCCAGAAAGGCAUUUUAGUUCAUAGCCAGCCAACUCUAGAAUUCAGUUAAUGUAUCUUGUAUACAACUUCUGAUUGAACUGUACUACAACAGAAGAAGUUUCAGUCUUUUCUACUGGUGAUAGGGGCAAGGGUUAUUGCUGGUCAGUUUGUAGAAGUUUUAGCUAGCAAUGGCCCAGUCCUUCCGGAUAACAUACCCUUCCUGCUCUGUGCUGGAGUUCAGCUAUAGGAACUGUAAAAAGGAGUUAAAAGUUCUGCACUGUAAAGAUUUGGAGGGAGGAGAAGGAACAACACUGAGCAGCCAAUGGCAGCUUACAUAUGCUAAAACUCUGUGUAGGCACAGACGCUUAGAGGUCACUGGCCUGUUUUCUAUUACUUUAUACAUGGCCUCCUUUGCAUAUUGAUAUUUUUAAACACUUAAUUGCCUAGCCUUAAUUCACCUCCAGAAGAAGCAUUAGACUUGCUUCUUGUAUCUGUACAUAUGGAAUAACUUAAGGCCUAGCAAGCUUGCUUGAAAAUUUUAACUAUAUGCAAGACAAGAAUGGCCUAGAAAAGAAGUUGUCCCCUUCUACACUGACGUUGAAUUGCUUUGUUAGUGCUACAUUUGCCUUGUUAGAAUUGAAAGCUGUAAUUUGAAGCAAAAAAAUGCUGCCAGUAGCAAAAAGUUCCUGCUGUUGCCUCUUGACUACUACAUAUGGGGUACAGCUGAUAAUGUUCUGACCCUGACACAUACUUUUUAAGAUACUGCUCUCAAGAGACUGGCAUGUAUAGUCAGACCUGUACGCUUAAAUUGCUGUAUUCGAGACCUCUUAAAAGCAAAGAAAAAGAUGAAUUCAGUAAGACUUCCUCUGGUUUUCAGUAGACAACAGUUGACGCAUGGCUCUUGUGGUUUCCAGACAGUCAGAAUACCAGUAUACAAAAGUGAUACAAAGUGCUGAAGUUCUAAAACAGAACAGUUGUAGCGAGAUGACUUUGUCCAUUCAAGUUUACUGAUUACACAGGUGACGUAUCUAUUUCAAUUCAGCAAAGAGAAUGCAGUGUAAAGGACAAACUUCAGAAAUUAUGGAAAAGUAUAAAUCAAAGGUCUGAUUUCCCUUCUAGCAGCUGUAAGAGAAAGCCAGUGAAAACUAACUGGUCCUUUAGUCAGAGGUGCUGCACACUGCUGCCCCUACAAACCAGUAUCUUUAAUUUAAAUGGAUAGGUGUUUGCAAGUUAGUGCAAUAGUAAAGUGCAGAAAGUGUUUUCCAUUCUCUUCUCUUAAGAUGGGGGUAUCUAAUAAGUUGUUCAAGUAUACAAAAAUAUUCCAUUUGAUUUUUCUUUUUCUAGAUCAUAUGGGGGAAGAAGUCUUUAUUUACAAUGAAUGUCAAUAAAAUUUGCAUAAAUACCUACCCAA
Messenger RNA from Hirundo rustica (Barn swallow), 2584 nucleotides. RefSeq names its product stannin (gene SNN). Lineage: Eukaryota; Metazoa; Chordata; Aves; Passeriformes; Hirundinidae. The record is from RefSeq and is a predicted model, not a curated record. Gene Ontology annotation, cellular component: mitochondrial outer membrane. Bases 1 to 264 code for a protein of 87 amino acids. The transcript has a single exon.